UAAGACCCCGAGACAGUUUAAUAGCUCGUUAGUUCGAUACUUAAUUCCACGUAUAAGGGCAUAGCGCUAUGGGGCCUACUUGGGUACCUAGUUCGUACGCUGUAUGGCUAACUGCGCCUGGGGAAACAAAAUAAUAACAAUAAAUAAAUAAAAACAUAAUGUGAUACAGUUACUCGUAUUCAGGUAACCCCACGAACAUCCAAAUCGAAAAAAAUCGAUUUGUGUCUCACUCCGAAACCACCCCUUUUUCGUUCAGUCUUCUGAUCGAGAUUGGCAUCAUCAUGGCUUCACCCGAUAAUCCUUCGGAUGACGUCACACAAGAGGAUGCAUCAGUUAGGCUGGCUGAGACUGAGGCAUUUCUUAGGCGCGCCCAAUUAUUACAGUCCGAAGUUCAACGUUUUGCCGAUCAUCUCGAAGAAGUCUACCACGGUUACUCCCAACAUUCGCCGGCAUACGUCCAUACAUCCUUUACCAACGAAGUGAAGGCUGAGGCAGAGAGUUUAGAGAAAGAUAUUCGAGAGCCAAAGCCAUCUGACCCUUUAGGCGUGCAUCACCCACACUCCAGCAACUUGCCCUUCCUUGAGCCCAUAUGGGGUAUUGCAAAGAAUUCAAAAGAUGUUGUUAGAAUCCGAUGUGCUCUAUCUACCGGACCGUAUAAGAAACAGGUCCUAGCACCAGGAACACGUAUUGUUCGAAGUCAGGGUGAAUCGCGACCUAACAAAUUGGGCAGUUUCAUCGUCGAUGUAGUCACUGACGGUGGGCAUUCGUGGUACAAGGUCUCUUCCAUGACUAACAAGAGGGUAUUAUUCGACUUGGCGAAAGAAGCAAUCUACGGUGGAGAUAGUGACGACGAUGAAGACGUCGGGGCAAUUCUUCAACAUUAUGAGGACAUCCCCCUUGUGAAGCUGGCAAGAAACCUAGCUAACACAGCUAAGGGACAUCAUAUCCAAACCAAGAACCCUAGUACAUUCAUUGUACUACCACGUAUCAAAGAAGGCGAAUAUCCCGAGGUAGAUAAAGUCCUCAAUGUUUGCCGUCAGCUUGGUGUUACACUACUUUGUGGCGAUUCUGUGCCGCCCGCCCCGCUUCUCUCGGAUACCCUCCUCCAUACGAUGGCCCCUGAUCCGAAAGCAAACUUUACUCAAAUCCUAAACAUCGAUACCUCUCUCUUAGUUGCUCUUGCGUCCGACUUUUCCCACGGCGUGGUCGUUAAGCAACCGUGGUUUAGUCAAUCACACAACGAUCAUGUUGAUCUAGAAAUCGCGCAGCCGAUGCUUUCAAUGGUGUAUCCCCUCAUAGGUAACCAUGAGCUCGUGUGUACUAAAGAAGCAGCCGAGACAUUCUUCCACAUCGUCGACACUCUGUCAACUGACUCCGAAAAGGCCCGUGCCUAUCUGAUAGUUGACUCCAUCACUAAGAAUUCCGAAAAAUCUCAGGAGCAGCGGAUUGAAGAACUGCGACCGCUCUCAAUCCACGAUGUCCCAUCCUCCUUACAGUUACCGAUCACCAUCGUCGAUAUGAACGAAGAUAAUUGCCAAGAUCGCUUGUCGGAUUUAAUCAAGGAAAAACUGGGGAAUGUUGUGAACCCUGGACAGUCUGUCUUUUCCUAUGGUUGGGCGAAGGGACUGACUACAAUGACUUGCAACUCGCUCGUCAUUAAACAACUUGAAAGGGAUCUCGAGAGCCUUCCGACUUUAGAUGUACCUUGGCCGUCUAUCUGGGCGUUCCCUACAUCCCGUCCGUUCGUCGGUGUCCCCAAGAGUAUGCGCGAGCAGCCCCAGAAGCAUGUCGAAGACUACAUUGAAACAUGUACCUCCGGAAUAGACAAACUCUUAAGGUCAUCGAAGUAACGUUACGACACUAUGAUGUCUAAACGAACAGUGGCGACAUUUUCGAGGCAUAUAAGGUUUUCCUUAUGCCACGAAUUGUCUUGAAAAAAAGGAUGUAUAUGAAGACUUGAUCUCGGUUGGCAACACGGUGCUUGGGAUAUCUCAGCUUGGCCCUGUCGGUUGCUCGGGAUCUUCUGGUUCGGUAGCUACCUAGUGUAGCAUGAGCCACCACCUUUUGCUACGACAUACAAGGAUUGCUUUUCCCGCUUGGAACUGUACAUAAGGUAAAAAUCACAUCCGAAUCGCAUUAAGUAGAUAGUCUUGAGCUCGAUAUGUAAGGAAAUUCUCCCAAUUACUGCCCGCCCCUCUCUUUUAAUUCGUGUUUCCUGUUUUAAUAAGUGUCAAAUUUCAAGUGAAUUUUUUUAAUUAAUUAUCAAGCAUGACGUGAGGGUACCCAGGUAUGCAUUUUGGGGUAGCUAAUAGCUCAAAAGUACGACGACCGAUUGACCCUGUCGAUCGGAGGAGCGUUUUAAUCUGGGGAUCCAGCCCGGCAAUAUCUCACCCGACUCAACCGGGACUCAACCGGCGCACGACAGUCGUCUACCGCUGAUCCGAUUGCGCCUCUGCAGUGAAUAACCCUAGAAUCCUUGC
Hypoxylon trugodes is the source of this 2480-nucleotide messenger RNA. RefSeq lists its product as uncharacterized. NCBI's taxonomy places the organism in Eukaryota, Fungi, Ascomycota, Sordariomycetes, Xylariales, Hypoxylaceae. The transcript has a single exon. The record is from RefSeq and is a predicted model, not a curated record. Bases 282 to 1850 code for a protein of 522 amino acids.